AUGGGAAGAUAUUUUCCCAUGCGAAAUUCCAUUGCCUCCAAGAAGAACAGUACCACAGGGAUCCACUUAGCCACAGAGAUGACUAGCAAGCCUUCAGAUUUCCACAACACAAGCGUUAUUGGCGCAGGAACUGGGAUGCGAUCUCCACAGGAUCUUUCUACCCCACAAUCUAUUAAAGAAGUCCCUCUUGGGGAAAUUCAUGAUGUCCAACAGCAGGUCUGGAUUCUUAAGGGACAGACACUCAGAGCAGCUCCUCAUGAGAAAGGUGUUGACCCAGUGACUCUGAAGGUACUACCAUGUAGAGAUGACUCCCUUCCUAAAGACAAGGGAGAUCCUAUAUACCUGGGCAUAAAGGGAACGGAUUUCUGUCUAUGUUGCGAAAUGAGUGGAGAACAACCCCAGCUACAGUUGGUGACAAAAGACAUAAUGCAGCUGUAUAACAACCAUGAAGCAGUGAAGGCUUUUGUCUUUUACCUGAAUCGGACUGGCAACAUCUCUACGUUUGAGUCAGCUGCCUACCCUGACUGGUUCAUCUGUACAUCAUUAGACAAAGACCAACCUGUUAUGCUGACCCACAACAUGGAAAGUCAAUAUAAUACAGCCUUCUAUUUAGAUAUAACUGAAUCCAAAGAUGAAUUCUAA
Gracilinanus agilis (Agile Gracile Mouse Opossum) is the source of this 642-nucleotide messenger RNA. Its product is annotated as interleukin-36 gamma-like. Gene Ontology annotation, molecular function: interleukin-1 receptor binding; cytokine activity. Gene Ontology annotation, biological process: positive regulation of gene expression; inflammatory response to antigenic stimulus; cytokine-mediated signaling pathway. The transcript has 5 exons. The record is from RefSeq and is a predicted model, not a curated record. NCBI's taxonomy places the organism in Eukaryota, Metazoa, Chordata, Mammalia, Didelphimorphia, Didelphidae. The coding region runs from base 1 to 642 and encodes 213 amino acids.